AUGCCACCAUUUGUGCCAAACAAGCGACGGCACUCACCAUCCAAUGCUCCUGCCGCAGGCGGCUCUACUCCUAAGCCCAGUCGACCAAGGCCAACGCUGUUUGACACCCUAGACGCGGGACGUGGGAGAACAAGAACUGUAGAGGACAACAAAGCUUACCUCGACAGCCUGCAAGAUGAGAGCGACUCGUCCUCUCUGAGCGAAGUCAGCAGCGCGGAAUUUGACGAUGCCCAAGACGGGACACACUCCGCAAAGCGUCGCAAGCUUGAUGGAGCAGGCGCCGGCGAAAGUGACGGUAGUGAUGAGGAUAUGGAUUGGGAAGAUGCCAUGGCGGUGGACCAACCUACUCCGCAAACUUCUGCCAUUGAACCCUCUGGAGACCUCGAGCUUACACUUGAUAAGGACAACAGACCGGUUGAGUCAUUCACAGACACAAGACAGAAAAAAGGCCCCAGCAAGAUUGAACGACAGAUACGAAUACGCACUCACUGCAUGCAUGUGCAACUCCUGCUGUUUCACAAUCUAGCUAGAAAUGCUUGGAUGUGCGACGAAGAAGUGCAAAAUACUUUAGUCGGGCAGUUGCCUCCAAGUAUCGUGGAGGCGCACCAAAAAUGGAGACUAGCAUCUGGAUUACCGGUACAAGAGCCUCAGCGGAAGACUGCGAAACGUUCGACAGGGAAGAAAGCCGCGGCAGGGGAGAGGUCUAAGGGACAAAGCCAAAGGGAUUGGGGCGAUGGUGCGAAGAGGCUAGAGAAAGGGGUUCCUGAUACGAGUCAUGGCGAUCCGCUUAUCCGAUUUAUGAGGGUCUUGUGUGCGUUUUGGAAGAAGCGCUUCAAGGUUGUCACUCCUGGACUUCGAAAGCAAGGUUACAAGCCUCUUGCUGUGGUUGAGUCAGAGCUUGCGUCGUUCAAGAAUGAACCUCAUAAUCUAGAAAUCCAUGGCGAGAGAAUCAUGGGCAUCAAAGAGUUUCGAGAAAGAGCAAAAUUCUGUGAAGGAAGUCGAGACCUUGGCGCUCAGCUCUUUACCGCACUAUUGCGAGGCUUAGGACUUGAUGCAAGGCUUGUGUCGAGCUUGCAACCAAUCGGAUUCGGGUGGUCGAAAGGAGAAAUGGCGAGCUCGAAAAGCGGCCAGAGAUCCUCCCGAGCAUCAUCAAAGAUGACUGACCGGCCGUCGGACACGUUUGAAGACGAAAGUGCAUCAGAUGGAGACUCUCAUCUCGAAGAUUACAAUGUACCUGUAAACACAGCCCAGCUGUCCCAGAAAUCCACCCUAGUGGGUCGAAAGAGAAUUUUGCGAGGCACCCAGGACGCCCCAAUAUCUCUGUCAGAGAACUCGAGUGACCUCUCUAGUCCGCCGAGUGAUAUUGACUCAGAGAUCGAUCAAGUAACAUCUACACCGCAGAGACCAAUUGGAAGAUCAGUGGAUAAAGACCUGCAGUUCCCAAUCUAUUGGACCGAAGUAUACUCUCCGGUAACCACUCGGUUUCUCGCGGUUGACCCCCUCGUUAUCUCAACAAUUGCAUCUACACCUGAUUUAUUCGCCUCCUUCGAACCUCGAGGUGCAAGAGCAGAAAAGGCUAAGCAGGUCCUGGCGUACGUUGUGGCCUUUUCGGCUGACGGUACUGCCAAGGAUGUGACAGUACGGUAUCUCAAACGUCGACAGUGGCCUGGGAAAACAAAGGGAGUAAGACUGCCUGUGGAAAAAGUUCCUGUUUAUAACGCAAGCGGCAAGAUUAAGAGGCACGAAGAGCGCGACUGGUUUAAAACGGUUAUGCGCCUCUAUGCCAAAGAUGCCAAGGACCGGACUGCUGUGGAUGACCUGGAGGAAGAAAACGAACUCAAACCCGCCAAUAUCCAUAAGGCGAAUAAGCCUGCGGGCGAAGAGACAUUACAAGGAUACAAAAAUUCUGCGGAAUUUGUGCUGGAGAGGCAUUUGCGAAGGGAAGAAGCAUUGUUACCUCGAGCGCGUCACGUGAAGACAUUUACGACUGGGAAAGGCGAGAAGUCAAAAGAGGAAAAAGUAUUUCGGAGAAAGGAUGUUGUCACCUGCAAGACCAGUGAAAGCUGGCAUAAAGAGGGUCGACGAGUAAAACCCGGGGAGCAUCCUUUAAAGCUUGUUCCAAUGCGUGCGGUCACUUUGAUUCGCAAACGCGAAAUCGAGGAGGCCGAGCGCGGUGGCGGAGAGAAAAUGAAGCAAGGUUUGUAUUCUCGAAACCAAACGGAAUGGAUUAUUCCGCCGCCCAUUGAAAAUGGGAUCAUUCCCAAGAAUGCAUUUGGAAAUAUGGACUGCUAUGUUCCGUCAAUGGUCCCCAAAGGAGCUGUCCAUAUUCCACUUAGAGGCACUGCGAGAGUAUGCAGAAAUUUGGGUAUUGAUUUCGCUGAAGCUGUCACUGGAUUCGAGUUUGGAAACCAACGUGCAGUUCCUGUGAUCACAGGAGUAGUUGUUGCGGCCGAGAACGAAGAUAUGGUUAUUGAUGCUUGGGAAAUUGCUGAAGCUGAGAAAAAGCGGAAAGAAGAUGACAAGAGGGCCAAGCUGACACUGUCAUUGUGGAGAAAACUUCUCAUGGGAUUGCGGAUUUUCGCCAGGGUUCGGGAUGAGUAUGGCGGUGAUGAUGCUCAUGUCAAGGAUGAGCUCAAUCCUUUUACGAACCGGAACAAGUCCAAAACCAAAGGUACUAUAGAUGACACAACUCACCAAGCUCCUGUAACAAGGGAGCCCGAGCCUGGCGCAGAUGAAUUUGCCGGUGCAGGUGGCUUCUUACUACACGACGAAACUGGAAACGAAAUUCAUGGUGGCGGCGGUUUUUUGAUUGAAGGUGAUGAGGAAGACCCGAAAAAAUUCUCCACGGUUGCUGAAGAUUCUACUUUCCGAGCACCCAUAUCUCUACAAGAUACUUAUCAGCUGGCAGAUGGCGAGGAGUGUGAAUACGCAAGCAGCGAUCAUGAGAGUGCCAAAUAUGCUUCAAUAUCUGAGAAGGAAGUUGAAUUUGAAAGUUCCAAUGAACUAUCACCGCUACCGGAAACCCUCAAAUCUUCUAAUAGCAAGGCAGGCAAAGGAGGAAAACUCAAAAGAACUGAUCCUGGUCGAAAAUAUCUUGAAUCUCAAUCAUCUUCGUUCAGCGGCCCUUCGCAUUCUGAAACCCCAAAGAGAACAAGGGCCAUGCCGACCCGAAAGGCAGCGGAGAGGAGCCAAAGAGCGGUACGCAGCCACUACUUCGAGGGACAAGAGGCGGAUGAAGAAGAGGAUGACGAGGUAGAAUUGGAAGUAUAUGACGAGCCCAAGACUUCUACACGACGGCAAACCUUGCGGAGAUCCUCUAGAAAAGGGAGAUGA
Molecule: messenger RNA, 3333 nt
Organism: Xylona heveae TC161
Lineage: Eukaryota; Fungi; Ascomycota; Xylonomycetes; Xylonales; Xylonaceae
Product: Rad4-domain-containing protein
Exons: 1
Coding region: 1-3333 (1110 amino acids)
Biological process (GO): mismatch repair; nucleotide-excision repair
Cellular component (GO): nucleotide-excision repair factor 2 complex; nucleus; XPC complex
Molecular function (GO): damaged DNA binding; single-stranded DNA binding
Source: RefSeq, a predicted model, not a curated record